Cydia strobilella is the source of this 3408-nucleotide messenger RNA. It is a transcript of the gene atl, whose product is annotated as atlastin. The transcript is spliced from 11 exons. Gene Ontology annotation, molecular function: GTPase activity; GTP binding. Gene Ontology annotation, biological process: protein homooligomerization; endoplasmic reticulum organization. The record is from RefSeq and is a predicted model, not a curated record. The coding region runs from base 7 to 1809 and encodes 600 amino acids. Lineage: Eukaryota; Metazoa; Arthropoda; Insecta; Lepidoptera; Tortricidae.
UUGACAAUGACACGUCUUUUUUUCUAUGAGAAGUUGUCAACUUGCGUCGUGUUGGAAAAACUGCAUGUGUCGCUAUGUUCAGUCUCGUCAGUUCUCGAAAUAAAUAAAUUGAACAUGGCUGAUAUCGAGGGACAUAAACAUCGGGAAGUGAAUUUCCAUGAGAGCGAAGUGAUAGAGAAGCCAGCACCGCCGCUCGCGCCCACCGGCCCGCGCGGCGUGCAGGUCGUCAACACAGGCCCCGACCACACGUUUAUACUCGACGAAGAGGCCUUAAAGGAGCUGCUACACGAUGAGGACAUCAGGGAACGAGCCGUGGUGGUCGUGUCCGUGGCCGGGGCCUUUAGGAAGGGGAAGAGCUUCCUGCUCGACUUCUUCCUCAGAUAUAUGCACCACAAGUACGGCAGCGGCGGCGGCGGCGGCGACUGGUUGGGAGCGCCCGACGAGCCGCUGCAGGGCUUCAGCUGGCGCGGGGGCUCCGAGCGAGACACCACCGGCAUCCUUAUGUGGUCCGAGAUCUUCAAGGCUACUCUAGACAACGGGGAGAAGGUGGCGAUAAUCCUGCUGGACACACAAGGAGCGUUCGACAGUGAGUCGACGGUGCGGGACUGCGCGACGGUCUUCGCAUUGUCAACCAUGCUGUCCUCAGUGCAGAUCUACAACUUGUCACAGAACAUUCAGGAGGACGACUUACAACAUUUGCAGCUGUUCACGGAGUACGGCCGCCUGGCGUUAGAAGACAGCGGUCGCACACCCUUCCAGAGGCUUCAGUUCCUGGUCCGGGACUGGAGCUUCCCGUACGAGGCAGCGUAUGGUGCCGAGGGCGGCAACACCAUCCUGCAGCGGCGGCUCAAGGUGUCAGACAAGCAGCACCCGGAGCUGCAGUCCCUGAGGAAGCACAUCACGUCGUGCUUCUCCGAGAUAGCGUGCUACCUGCUGCCCCAUCCCGGCCUGCGGGUCGCCACCAACCCGCACUUCGACGGACGGCUCGAAGACAUAGAGCCUGAAUUCAAACGGUCGCUUCAGCAGCUGGUGCCCAUGCUGCUGGCUCCACAGAACCUCGUGCCCAAGCUCAUCAACGGCCAGAAAGUCAAGGCCAAAGAGCUGGUCCAGUACUUCGUGUCUUACAUGAACAUUUACAAAGGCAAUGAGCUUCCCGAACCGAAGAGUAUGCUUGUGGCGACAGCGGAAGCGAACAACCUCACAGCCGUAGCCGAGGCCAAAGAAGUAUACACCACGCUCAUGGAAGAAGUGUGCGGAGGUGCCAAACCUUACCUACAGACACUACUGUUGGAGGCAGAACAUAGCAGGGUCAGAGACAAGGCCCUGCACGCCUUCCACUCCAAGCGGAAAAUGGGAGGGGAUGAGUUCAGCCAGUCCUACUGUGAGCAGCUGGUCCGGGACUUGGAGGAGCAAUUCAAGCAGUUCAGCGCGCACAACGAGAGCAAGAACAUCUUCAAGGCGGCGCGCACGCCGUCCGUGUUCUUCGCCAUCGCCAUGUUCUUCUACGUGCUGAGCGGCGUCUUCGGCCUCGUCGGCCUCUACCCCAUCGCCAACCUCUGCAACCUGGCCAUGGGCUUCGCGCUGCUCACGCUGGUGCUGUGGGCGUACAUCAGGUACAGCGGAGAGAUGCGGGAGCUGGGCGUGACCAUCGAUGACACGGCCAGCGUGCUUUGGGAAAAUGUAAUGAAGCCGCUAUACCAAGCCGGCCUCGAGAAAGGCAUGGAGCACGCCGCCAAGGCCGCCGCCGACAGCGCGCUCGGCCCCGCCGCGGCCUCGCCCGCCGCCAACGGCAAGCGCAAGAAGUUGUGAUGCCCGACCGGACCGAGACAGCGCAUCCAGACCACACACAGGUCGGAGCGGGACAGAACGAGGCGCGGCGGUGGCUCUUUAAACCGAUGGUUAGUGACGCGACAUAUCGAUGACAUAUCACCAGGUGCGCGUGGGGUUACCGGUUUAGUUCAGAUUUUUUACUUGCCGUGGGAUCGGCACGUCGGAUCUGUUUUAAAAGGCCUUAAAAAUGCUGAUGGUUAAUCCUAUGUAAUCCUAUGUAUAAAUGUGCGAGUGGAGGGGUCCCGACGGACAUAUUAUCCGGAUUUUCAACCUGUCGAUCCCGCUCUGAUGUUGGAUUUGUUUUAGCCUACGUUUUUAGAAUGCUCAUGGUGACCCCAUAUGUAAAUGUGCGAGUGUAGGGUUCCCACACUUGGAGUACUGACGGACAUAUCCAAGAUAUUAAUGUGUCGAUCCCACUCUGAAGUAGGAUUUAUUUUAAGGGGAUCCCGUGCCCCGAUGACCAUCGAUCUGAAUCCCUUAGUUUUCCAAUGUUUUUGUAGCUUAUCAUAUUAACAACGACGGCUUUAAGGAAUAUAGUAUCCCAUGUUUACUUCAAAGUUCAUUGUCUUCGAGAUAUUUGGCAUCAAUUACGUUGAACAAUUUUAGGCCAUAACUUUUGUAUUAAUUAGUUUAAAAUUAAAACCUCUGACCAGUUUUUAGAAACAUCAAAGACUAUCCCAAAUAUGUAGAUUUCGUAUAUGCAAGAUCUUUCACAGCAAUCAAAAUACGAAAAAAGUGUUUUUUUUUAGACAAUGUUUAAAAAAAUCUUAAAAAAAUAAGUAUUCAUUUCUUUCAAAAUCCGGUAGACGUAAAAUGAAAUAAAAAAUUGAAGAACCGAUAGCCGUUUGUCUUAUAAUUCUAUAUGUAGUGCAAAAGUAGGAGAUACGAUUCAAAACUUGUCAAAAAUCUAUAAAAACCUCUGGCCAUUUUAAAAUAUUAAUGGUAGCCCUAUACGUAUGUUAAUUUGCUUCUGUAGGGUUACCAUGAAUCCUGACAUGUAGAUUUUUACUGUGUCAAUUCCACUUCUAAUGUCGGAUAUAGGACAACAGUAACCCUAUAAUGUAAAUGUGUGUGAAUGGACCCACGCCUUAUGUCGAUUAGCCGGUAAGUGUACGGUUUAUUUUAGAGUUAUCGAUGUUUUUGAAGCGUGCGGUGGCGGAUUGUGUUCAUGUCGAGUGCGUAGAAAAUUAUAACUAAAUUAUAAGGAUAUAUAGUUAUAGUGUAGCAAAAUUAAUUGUUGUUUUUUCGACUCUUAUCGAGUCUGCCUCAGUUGGACUAAAACCAUAUUUUAAUAGUUAUUGACCAACCGGCGAAUCAACUUUUUUUUACUUGAAAUAUCAGCAGGUUUUAGUACAUUUAUAAUACAAAUAUAGAAUAGUAAUGUAUAUUUUAUAAAUCGCGAUCCCAUUUAAAAGUUUCCAGAAUAGUAGCACAAAAAAACGAAUAUGGUCACAUUAAGUAAAUCGAAAAUAUCAAACGGACGGUUUUUGAAUCACUUGUUGUAACGCACGGGAGUGUGGAUGUACUUAAAAUAUUUGUAAGGAUUUCUAAAUUACUCUAAAAUGUAGUAACAAUAGU